Messenger RNA from Pararge aegeria (speckled wood butterfly), 1102 nucleotides. Its product is annotated as UPF0428 protein CXorf56 homolog. The record is from RefSeq and is a predicted model, not a curated record. The transcript has a single exon. Bases 123 to 770 code for a protein of 215 amino acids. Lineage: Eukaryota; Metazoa; Arthropoda; Insecta; Lepidoptera; Nymphalidae.
UUCUUUUAUUUGCUACUGUCAUUAUCAGUUGUCACGCUUACUAAUUAUUUUUUCCAAAACAUCACGAAAUAUAAGAACAUUUAAAUUAAAAGUGGAAAACAUUUAAAUUUUAAAACUCCAUAAUGCCGAAAGUUGUUUCACGUAGUAUAGUAUGCUCGGACACGAAAGAUCAAGAGGAGUACAACGAAACAAAGCCUUUACACAUAUAUUACUGUAUUUGUGGUCAAAUGUCUCUUAUUUUGGACUGUACCCUGGACAGACUGCCAUUAAGACCCACUGAUGGUGCUAGAGUUAUAGAUGGUUCAAAACACGCUCACAAAAUAACCUCAGACCCCGACGAAACCGUAUAUUUAAAGCGUGAAAAGGGCAUUGAGAGACAGUAUAGGUUGAAAUGCAAAAAAUGCGGUGUUCCUAUUUAUUACAAGCACGAUCAAGCUAGUAACGUUGUUUUUAUCAUGAAUGGAGCGUUGGUCCAAUCAGCAGGUGAAGGUACAGUCACGGAUAUAUACAAGCAAGUGGCUUUAGCUCAGCCGAAGAAGAUAAUGGUUACUAAGCACACAAAGAACAUGGGCAAGUUCAGCUCGGUUACAGUAUCGACGAUAGAUGAGGAAGAAGAUGAAAUUGAGGCCAGGGAGGUGGCUGACAGUUAUGCAAAUAAUGCGAGGAUCAUUGAGAAGCAGUUGGAAAGAAAGGGCAUGAAUAAACGCCAGGCAGAGACACCAUCGCAGACUAUAGAGAAGCGAGUCAGAGGGACUUUAAUUGAUAAGUAGAUUUAUGAUAUUAUUUAAGUUUUAUAGUGUAAUGGCAUUAUUGUGCUAAGUCUCUGUACAUUAUUUUCCUAGAAUAAAAUCUAGGCUCUCAAAAUCUAUGCUAACACAAAUUCCAGUGUGAAAGAAAGAAAGAAAACCAAUAACAUUAAUAGAUCUAUUCAUGAUUUCUGUUUUAUUUUAAUGUAUUUUGUGCGCUGUAUUCAUUCAUUCAUUAAUAUGGAUUCAUGGAUUUCUGUAUGUUCACCAUCAGUAGAGCAAUGGGUUUUUUAACUCUACCUUGCAUAUUACUCCUUUUUUAAUGGAACCUAAGAAAUUUGCUUUUUCAUUAGAGA